Fimicolochytrium jonesii is the source of this 1131-nucleotide messenger RNA. RefSeq lists its product as uncharacterized. Gene Ontology annotation, biological process: regulation of ribosome biogenesis. Lineage: Eukaryota; Fungi; Chytridiomycota; Chytridiomycetes; Spizellomycetales; Powellomycetaceae. The record is from RefSeq and is a predicted model, not a curated record. Bases 1 to 1131 code for a protein of 376 amino acids. The transcript has a single exon. Gene Ontology annotation, molecular function: nucleic acid binding. Gene Ontology annotation, cellular component: nucleolus.
AUGGCUGACGACGACUUUGUCCGCCCCACCUUCGGGCUCGGCAGCGGAGGCUACAACAACGCCUACUCUGAAAAUGGCACAAACAGCGGUGGCAGUUUUGCCGAGAAGCAGCUCUCCAAAUACGGAUGGAAGAAAGGUACCGGGCUGGGCAAGGACCGCACGGGAAUCAACAAAGCCAUUUCGGUCGGGUUCAAAAACGACACCGACGGCUUGGGAGCAAAGUCUGACGAAUGGUCGUUUGCGUGGUGGGACCAUGUGUUUAACAAGACCUCGGCCUCGAUAAACAUAACGAAAGACACUACCACUACCACUACGACUGGUGCGGACUCUGAAGAAACGAUAACGACGGCCGUUGUCACAACCUCAGCUACCACAACCACGGCCGCGAAAGCUCUUCUUUACGGGUCCUUCAUAAAAGCCGCUCCCGUGACCUCUGGGUUUAUUGAGGAAAAGGAUUAUUCUGUGAGAAUAACAGACGCAGAGCUCCUGAAGGCGUGCGAGGGGCGUACCGCGAGAAAAGGGGCUAGAGCGCAUCAACCGGGAAAGCUCGUAAGAGCAGGGAUGGAGGCCAUGGCAAAGGCAGCAGAUGACUCCUCGGAGGAUGAGGAUGAGAUGGAGCGGAUGAGGAAGGUGUGUGAGGUGCUGGGGGAAGCGGCACCAGCGCCAGCACCCCCAACGAUAUCGGAGGCCAAGAAUAGUAGAGUAGAGGAAGUUGAAACGAAGGAUGGGCCGAAGAAGGAUAGGAAGGAGAAGAAGGACAAAAAGGAAAAGAAGGAGAAGAAGGCGAAGAAGGAAUCGAGCAAAGCAAAGAAAUCGAAGUCUGCCGCGAAAGAAAACGCGGACGAUAUAGAAUCCUGUGCGACAUCGCGAUCCAAAUCAGAAGCCUCCUUAUCAAGUACGGUUGCCCCUAAACCGAAAAAGGCAAAGAAGGAGAAGACGCCGGCCUCCAUUGACACUGCAUCCGAAGCGGUGAGCGAAAAGUCCGAUCCGGUCGAAAAGAAGAGUAAAAAGCGGAAGCGGCAGACGGAGGAGGUGAGCUCGGCAUCAACAUCGGGCGAAACUAGCGAAGGGAAAGCGAACAAAGAGAAAAAGGCGAAGAAAGUUAAAAAGGAGAAGAAAGUCAAGGCGUAA